CUUGUCAAAUCAAUGAAAAUUUGAACUUACCUUUGUGAACAAAUAAUUUAUAAUUGAUUUUAUAGAAAUUAACAAAUAAGACCCUAACUUUAUAUCUAAAACACGCUAAUUUUAAUUUUUAAAACCCCUAAUCUUCCAAAUAUUAGAAAGAGGAUAGAGGUGGUCACGACUAUUCAUGAGUCGUGACAAUAAUUUAUGAUUUGUACUCUGUAGCAUUAGUAGUGUGGCUCAAGAUUGCAUACCAAUUUGACUAAACAAUAGAUGAUUAUUAGCCGACGAUAAAAGUCAUAACGAGAAUAAUGAUGAGAGGUCAGAAUGUGUGGCUAGAAAGCGAAAAUACAUAGUCAUCGUCUGUUAGCCCUCCGUCAAAAGAAUAAAAAAAAAUAAAAAAAUCCAAGGGAUUAAUUAGGCUGAUUUAUACAUUGUUUGAUUUAAUCUAGUUUUUGAAUAAGGCACGAAACAAUUCCCUCCAAUAAGCUAAGCCUACUUUACCUAUUAAAAGCGCCCUAAUCAACGGUCAAUUAAUAUCUCUCCUUCCCUCCAACCUCUGCAACUAAUCAUACUCCAAUCAUACGCCCUGUUUUUGUCUCUUUCUCUUCGAAGAAAAUCAAGAAAACUCCAUUAACAACCAUGAUGAAAGCUUUAAUCAAUCGAUUAAAGAGCUGUCGCCCUUUCAAAGAAUUCUACGCAGAUUGGAUUAACACCCUAAAAUCCAGCCUUCUUCCUCUUCUCUCUCGUUCUCUCUCCUCCCCUUCUCCAGACCCUCUUCUUCUUGCUACCCAGGUCGAACUGCUUCACUCCCAUUUCAAUUCUUACUUCGCUGCCCUCGAUCUCGCUUCAAACGACGAUGUUUCUCAGCUCCUCUUCCCAGAUUGGCGAAACCCCCUCGAAAAACCCUUUCUUUGGUUUGGCGAUUUUCACCCCUAUAUCUUCAUUAAUCUCCUUCGUUCUUUUCUUGAAGAAGAUGAUGAUGAUAGUGAUGAGACUGAUAAUGGUUUUCUGGUUAAGCCUUGGAAUGUCUGGAAAAAUGUUGAUGUUUCUUUGGGGCAUUUUGUCGAACAGGUGGAGUGCGGUUUGAGAUUGAUGGUUCCUUCUGUCGUGGCGCGUUCUAGAGAUACUCAGGCUGAUUUGGUUGAGAAAUUGGGUGUUGGGUGGAGAAAAAAUGGUGAGAAUUUUGAGGUUGAUGAGGUGGUCGGAGAAUUGGUUGACAAGAUGACUUGUGUUUUCUUGGAUGCUAAUAGGUUAAGAAGAAGUGUUCUUGCUGAUAUUAUGGGGACUUUGAAUGUUUAUCAAGCUGCUUCUUUUCUUGAAGGUCUUGCCAAAUUCUAUGCUGGGUUUUGGGAUCCUACGUUACUUGCCAACUUUAAGAAUCCUGUGGAUUGAUUGGUUCAAGGUUUAUUUUCAUGGAAUUCUGGUUUCUUAUGUCACAAAUUUCUUAAUUUUUGAUGAAUUGGAUGAUAUGGAAGGGACUGCCUUGGAAAUUUUACUUCUUUUGGGAAUUAUCAGGCUGAUAAUCGUUGGUUAAUUAUGUAGAGGAAGACUGUUUUUUUCUUAUAAUGUUCUGCUUGUGAAUUCUCAUCUGGAAAGAAAACAUUCCACGACUAUGCGUCGUAAGUUCUGUUGUAAAAACUUUGCUCUUCAUAGCAAUUAUGAUCCAUAAAUCAAUUUCAAAUUUUCCAUAAACUAGUUCUUGUUGCUUGCAAUGUUCUUUUUUCAUCUUUAAUUGCUUUUAUUUUGGCUAUCUCUAGGGAAACAGGCUCUUGUCACCAAGGGAAUAUUUGUCUCAAAUGGAUUGAAUACUUAAUAGGUCCCUAAUGAACAUAGAUGUUACUGAAUUACCUAUGUAAGAAAAUAAGUUCUCUAUAAAGCUAUGCAAGUUUUCUGUUCCUCCCUGUGUGAUUGCUACUCUUCUAAGAUUGAAAGGGAUGUAUAACUCUAAGGUAGAGAUAUUGCAAUGUUGGAUAGCUAUGCCACACAAUGAGUAUUUUAUUGCUUAUUUCGGAGGAACCAAAAACACAUAUUUGGAGGUAGAGUUCCGUUGACAUGGUAAUGGAAAUAAGAUUUCCUAGCAAAAUUGCAUACAAAUCCAUUACCAUUCCCACUAUAUAGGACCACUUACCGUUAGGCUGCUGCGUAAGGUUGAAGGGUGGGAGGAGGGGGAUUCAAGUUCACAUCUUAUUAUAUUCAUAUUUUUUUUUUCUUUUCAUUUGCCUCAUUGGAUAUUUACCCUUGUGAGUAAGAUGAUAUUGUGUGGAACUUCAUCCAUGGGAUCACAAUCAACAAAUAGAUGACUAGAUGGGAAAUUCUUCUAAGAUUGUCUUGGGGCUAAGAGGGUGGGAUGGAUGCUCAGGUAGAGACAGGCGGUCUAGAGAUGUUCUGAUUCUCGUCAUGUAAUUGGCUGAAGCAGCCUGGUUCAUUUCCGUUUACAAGGGUAUGUUCACACUUGCUGUAGCAGCUGUGCGGAGCAGUGGCUGAUAAUAAGCUUAAGGGGAAAAGAAAAGGUUCUUGUAAACUGCUACCAACUAACAUUACUUUUUGAAGUUCAUAAAUUGAAAUAAGGGUCAUUAUGAACAGCAAAGCUUCUGCGACUAUUUUUAAGGACGAUGUAGUAUUAUUGCAUGACUCCAUAUGAAUUAUAGGCUGAUUUUUAGAGAGAUUUUGAAAUCAAAAACCAUGAAAUUUUAUAUAGUUGCUCAUUUUAUGAUUCUCAUAGAUUCAUAGAAUUUGGCAUUCAUUGGACUGAGAUUCAUGUUUCUUCUCUUCCUGAAUUCAGAGAGUAAUUUAUGUACUCCUUAGUGCUCUCUGGGAUUUGUGGGUUCACUUUAUGCUGAAAUAAAGCAUAGACUAAUUGUUAUCAUUUAUGUACAUGCAUGAGCAGCAAAUUGUUCCUCUUGAAGUAUUAAGAAAUGAACCACUGUACAGAAAUUUGGUUUUGUGACAGUUAAUUUUGACAGCCCUUUGCCAGUUUCCGGUGUUAUUGUGCUUCUCUUCUGGUAAAUGUUAAGAGUUUUGUAAGCAUUCUACGUAUGAUAAAAAAAAAAAUAAAAAAAAAAUAAAAAAGGUAAAAAAAAAAAAAACAAGGUAAGACUUUUUAGCAAAGACUUGACUGCAAGAACUUGAUGAGAUUAUGAUUUUUAUGAAUGAUCUGUGCAAAACAAAUCUUCAGUUCUUUUAGGGGUGCAGUGGGUAUUUCAAUUCAAAUAAUUUCAGGCUUCAAAUUUUAGUUUCUGUUAUGUUAAAUCCAACAGAUCUCAACAACAUUUUUGAGUCUUUUGAGGCUCAUAGUUGACACUUAUAAUCAUCAAAUCAGCUCAAAUCAAUGAGGCAAUUAUGCGGACUAAAUUCUAUAGAAGAAAGAGAUUUCGUUUUUUAUGUCGUGUUUAUUGCUUCUCUCAAGUGUUUUUUUGGGACUUUAUCUGCUCUUUGAGCUGAUGAUACGAGCUUCUCAUAUCUCCUACCUGUUACAUUCUGAUGUCUUUUCAACUAUGUAUCUCAGAAUUUGUUCCUUAUGGGCCUCUGUUUUUUAACACCUUGUCCAAAGUCCAAAUCGUAUCCUUUCUAGUGUGACUGCAUAUCCACCAACUUAUCAGCAUCUGCGUGCUACAUGUAACCUUCAAACAUGGUGUCAUUGUGUAUCAUUGGUCUAUAAAUGAAGUCCUACUUUUGAUCAGUGAAGAAGCAUAUUUAUGGUGUUUUAGCUCUCGCCUUUUGAAAUGAUAUGCUAUCUUUUACUAUAGAGAGGUUUGAUGUAAAUGACUGAUCCCAGAAAAUUUUCAUUUAUGGCUUUUCCCGCUCUCUAUCUUUCUUUUGCUUCAUGGCCGGUUACUUUGUCAUUCUGUGCCCUGAGCCUUUUUAAUGUGCUGCAUGAUUGGACUAGAGACCUAUUUAUAAUGCUAUGUUUAUAUUCCAAAAGAUAGUUUGUCCUAGUUGAUUAUAUAUGCUUAAUUAGGUCAUGGUAAAUGCUUGAAAAUGCUAAUUGUAUUUCAAGAUCUUUGCCUAAUUUGGUCAUGCUGGAAUCAUGU
Molecule: messenger RNA, 4022 nt
Organism: Chenopodium quinoa (quinoa)
Lineage: Eukaryota; Viridiplantae; Streptophyta; Magnoliopsida; Caryophyllales; Amaranthaceae
Product: protein INAPERTURATE POLLEN1-like
Exons: 2
Coding region: 631-1383 (250 amino acids)
Biological process (GO): DNA-templated transcription
Molecular function (GO): sequence-specific DNA binding
Source: RefSeq, a predicted model, not a curated record